This is a messenger RNA of Rasamsonia emersonii CBS 393.64, 1545 nucleotides long. RefSeq lists its product as uncharacterized. The transcript has 4 exons. The coding region runs from base 1 to 1545 and encodes 514 amino acids. The record is from RefSeq and is a predicted model, not a curated record. Gene Ontology annotation, biological process: carbohydrate metabolic process. NCBI's taxonomy places the organism in Eukaryota, Fungi, Ascomycota, Eurotiomycetes, Eurotiales, Trichocomaceae.
AUGCUCGUCCUCAGUCUGGUCUUAUCCGCCGCAGCAGCGUGGGCGGCGAAUACUUCCUGUCCCACUGACUACACGUCAUAUGUAUCGCAACCCCAUGGGCCGUUCUCAUCAGGGCGGUACCAUCUAUCCUCAAUGCGGCCGCCACCAGAAUGCAGAACCUUUGUCUCGCCGGAGGUCGAGCAGACGAUAGCGCGCAUGAAGAGAACCAUCGCCGACCCGGAUCUGUUCCGCCUGUUUGAGAACAGCUGGCCGAACACGCUGGAUACGACCAUCAAAUGGAGAGGCCACGCCGAGGGGUCAGACGAGGAGCUCUGCUUCGUUAUUACUGGUGAUAUUGACGCCAUGUGGUUGCGCGACUCGGCGAACCAGCUACAAUCAUACCUGCCUGUCCUCAGACGCAACUCGUCGAGCAACUCGAUCGCCUCUCUGUAUCGCGGCGUGAUCAAUCUACAGUCGCGCUACAUCCUCGAGAACCCCUUCUGCCAGGCGUUCCAACCACCCAAGGAAUCGGGUCUCCCGCCGGUGCAGAACGGCGCAUCACACGACGACACCGUCUUCCCGCCGUACAGCAACCAGACAGUGUUCGAGUGCAAGUACGAACUGGACUCUUUGGCGGCGUUCCUGGAAGUGUCUAGCGACUACUACAGCGCGACGAAGGACGCCGCCUUCUUUGGCAAGUACCAGUGGCUGGACACGGUGCGGGCCAUCCUCAACGAGACCAGGGCCAUGCAGAUCGGCACGUACUCCAGCAACGGAAGCGUGAACACCAGCCCGUACACCUUCUCGCGGACAACAUCGAGCAGCGAAGACACGCUCGACAACAACGGCAUCGGCAACCCGUUCAAGACGGGCACGGGACUGGUGCGGUCCGCCUUCCGACCGUCAGACGACGCCGCGAUCUACCAAGGAUUCAUCCCAGCCAACAUGAUGUUUGCGACGUACCUCCAGUCGACGUCGGCGAUAGCCGCCGCGGUGGGCCAGCCCGGUCUGGCAGCUGAGAUGCAGAGCUUCGCAGCGGAGAUCCGGCAGGCGAUUUCCAAGUACGGAAUCACGUCGAUCUCGAACUCGAUAUUCGGGCAGGACAACAUCUACGCAUAUGAGGUGGACGGGUACGGGUCGCGCAAUAUCAUGGACGACGCCAACAUCCCCAGUCUGCUGAGCGCGCCGUUCUUCGGGUACGUGGACAAGAACGACCCGGUGUAUCAGGCGACUCGCAAGGUGCUCCUCAGCGAGGACCAGCCCUACUACAUGGCCGGGCCGGUGAUUAGCGGCAUUGGCAGCCCUCACACGGGGCCGGGCUACGUGUGGCCGAUGUCGGUCAUCAUGCGGAUCUUCACGACGGACGACGACGAGGAAAUCACGAGCAAUCUGAAGCUGUUGCUGAGCAGCACCAACGGGCUCGGUCUUCUACACGAAAGCAUCAACGCGUACAAUCAGUCUGACUACACGAGGCCAUGGUUCGCGUGGGUCAACGGCUUGUUCGGACAGAUGAUCCUCGACCUGGACUCGAGGAAGCCGUACAUUUUGAAGCAGAGUUUUCAGUGA